Theobroma umbraticum is the source of this 1450-nucleotide messenger RNA. RefSeq lists its product as uncharacterized. The record is from RefSeq and is a predicted model, not a curated record. NCBI's taxonomy places the organism in Eukaryota, Viridiplantae, Streptophyta, Magnoliopsida, Malvales, Malvaceae. Gene Ontology annotation, cellular component: chloroplast. Gene Ontology annotation, molecular function: protein binding. Gene Ontology annotation, biological process: mitochondria-nucleus signaling pathway; chloroplast-nucleus signaling pathway.
ACCUUUAAACCCCACAGUCUAAAGCCCUGCAGGCUUGUAGUUACGGCCCUCUCUAAGCCGCUAAAAAUGUCAUCUCUAACUCGCCUCCUCCGCCGCACCUUCUCCACGGCCUCAACCGCACAGCCCGACUCCGUCCGGAAACUCGCCGUUGACCUCUACAAAGAACGCAACCUCAAGCGUGUCGUCGAAAAGUUCAAAAAGUCUUGUGAGAAUGGCCGUUUCCGCAGCCAAACCGGCAUCUACGAAGGGACGGUUCGCCGCCUUGCUUCGGCUGGACGAUUCCGAUGGAUCGAAGAAAUCCUCGAGGAGCAAAAGAAAUACAAAGACAUUUCCAAAGAAGGCUUUGCUGCUAGGUUGAUCCAUUUGUAUGGGAAAUCCGGUAUGUUUGAGCAAGCUUACAAGGUGUUUGAUGAAAUGCCGAAUAGAGGGUUGUUGUCUUUCAAUGCCCUUAUAGGAGCUUGCGUGAAUGCGAAAAAGUUUGAUAAGGUUAAUGGGUUUUUCAAGGAGUUGCCUGAGAAGUUGUCAAUUGAGCCAGAUUUGGUUUCUUAUAAUACGGUUAUUAAGGCCUUUUGUGAGAUGGGUUCUUUGGAUUCUGCUAGUUUGAUGCUUGAUGAGAUGGAGAAGAAGGGUGUUAAGCCGGACUUGAUUACUUUUAACACGCUUUUAAAUGGGUUGUUUAAGAAUGGAAAGUUUGUUGAUGGGGAGAAGAUAUGGGGUAAAAUGGUGGAGAACAAUGUGGAGCCUGAUAUUAGGAGUUAUAAUUCUAAGUUGCUUGGAUUGGUUACAGAGAAGAGAAUGGAAGAGGCGGUUAAGUUUGUUGAAGAAAUGAGGAGUCAAGGAGUUAAACCUGAUGUGUUUACUUUCAAUCAUAUGAUUAGAGGGUAUGUUAAUGAGGAGAAACUGGAAGAAGCUAAAGGGUGGUAUAGUCAAAUAGGGAAAAAUGAUUGUGCACCGGAUAAGCUAACUUUUACAAUGCUAGUUCCUUUCCUUUGUGAGAAGGGUGAUUUGGGGUUUGCCAUGGAGGUGUGCAAGGAGAUCUUUUUAAGGAAGAGAUUGGUUGGUGAUGCAUUGUUGCAGCGUGUGGCGGACGAAUUGGUCAAAGCCUCCAAGAUUGAAGAUGCAACGGAGCUUGUGAAGCUUGGGAAGGCAAAUAAUUUCUGUCGUUAUAAGCUGAAUAUGCCUACAGAGUAGUGCUAUGGUUUUACCAAUGGUAUUAUGUUUUAAUUUUAGAUCCUUUAGGUACUGAAUGAGUAUCCAAAGCAAGGAGUUUUUCACAACUUGCAAGGUUGGAUAACUGCUCAAGGUUUAGUGGGAACCAUUUAGAUUAGUGCUGGAGAAUGGGAUGCUUUGUUUUGGUUGUUAAUUUAUGCCUUUUCAUUUAUCAUGUGCAUGUUACCCUUGGCCUUCUGUGUCUAGCCUCAGAGUUACAUGAUGAAUUGUAUUUUAUCAA